Hippocampus zosterae (dwarf seahorse) is the source of this 1029-nucleotide messenger RNA. It is a transcript of the gene ube2l3a, whose product is annotated as ubiquitin-conjugating enzyme E2L 3a. The record is from RefSeq and is a predicted model, not a curated record. NCBI's taxonomy places the organism in Eukaryota, Metazoa, Chordata, Actinopteri, Syngnathiformes, Syngnathidae. The coding region runs from base 198 to 662 and encodes 154 amino acids. The transcript has 5 exons.
AAAGUCUGAACGGCGGUAUCGGAAUUGUUUUAAAAUUACAUUAUCUUCUAGAAUAUAAUUUAAUGUGGAUUAUAUCCAAUUAAUUUCCAACACAGAGGAGAUGCCACUUCCAUUUUCUAACAUCGCACUACCGGGUGGUGGCCAUUCAGCACGACGGCGACGAGCAGAAGACGGACAAUCUAAGACGUUCCGUUAGCAUGACUUCCACAAGGAGAUUAUGCAAGGAGCUGGAGGAAAUCCGCAAAUCAGGAUUCCGAGAAUUCCGCAACAUCGAAGUGGACGAAUCCAACAUUUUAAUCUGGCACGGUCUCAUUGUGCCUGAAAGCCCCCCGUACGACAAAGGAGCAUUUCGGGUGGAGAUUAACUUCCCGAACGAGUACCCCUUCAAGCCCCCCCGCAUCACUUUCAUGACAAAAAUCUACCAUCCCAACGUAGAUGAGAAGGGUCACGUGUGCUUGGCCAUAAUCAGCUUAGAGAACUGGAAGCCCGCCACCAGAACGUCCCAAGUCAUCCAGUGUCUGAUCUCGCUGGUGAACAUGCCCCAGCCCGAGCGCCCCCUGCGGGCCGAGCUGGCCAACGAGUAUACGGAAGACCGAGCGCAGUUCAUGAGAAACGCCGAGGAUUUCACCAGGAGGCACGGAGAGACCCGACCCGACGACUGACCGGCCGGAACGCCACAAGAGCCUUCCCCCUCUCAUCUCCUUUUCUGCCAAAACUCGUUUUUUGAGUAACUAGUCGGGCUGUGGUGUAUCCAGAAUGAUGUCCUGAAAGAUGUUUUUGACAAAAUGUGUCAAAUGCUUUCUUCAUAUGUAUGUAACUUGUUAAUUCUGUUUCUCUGAAUUAUGCCAAGUAACAAGUGAUUAUACAUAUGUGAGACUUAUUUUAUUUUAGUAUCAAUGAUUGUGUCAGACUAAUUCCAACAAGCAACUCGUGACCGCGCAAUAGUGCGAUUUAAUUGGACUUUUCGGCACUAUUAAAAAGUUCUGUACACAUUUAUCCCAAGUAAGAAAUAAAUAUGUAACUGCCUAA